CCAUGAGACCCACGUCAAAUGACAUCACUUCCCGUCCAGGCUAAGAUGGCGGCGUGAUAUUGAGGGACGAGUGAGGGAGAGAGAGAACGGUCGGAAUGCCAGUCACUGUGGGACCGUACGGGCAAUCGCAGCCUAGCUGUUUCGACAGGGUUAAGAUGGGGUUCAUGAUGGGCUGCGCAGUUGGCAUGGCAGCUGGAGCACUGUUUGGCACCUUCUCCUGCCUCAGGCUGGGGCUGAGGGGCCGAGAGCUGCUGGGGGGAGUCGGGAAGACCAUGAUGCAGAGUGGAGGCACGUUUGGAACCUUCAUGGCGAUUGGAAUGGGAAUCAGAUGCUGACAGUUCCACACCAUGUCACCUUAUGCCUGAGAUUAAGCUGUAGUAAUAAUGGAGAAUAAAGUAUGAUUUGCUGUUUAAUCAAA
This is a messenger RNA of Pristis pectinata (smalltooth sawfish), 418 nucleotides long. It is a transcript of the gene romo1, whose product is annotated as reactive oxygen species modulator 1. The record is from RefSeq and is a predicted model, not a curated record. The transcript has 3 exons. Lineage: Eukaryota; Metazoa; Chordata; Chondrichthyes; Rhinopristiformes; Pristidae. Gene Ontology annotation, biological process: protein import into mitochondrial matrix; protein insertion into mitochondrial inner membrane. The coding region runs from base 96 to 335 and encodes 79 amino acids. Gene Ontology annotation, cellular component: TIM23 mitochondrial import inner membrane translocase complex.